AGAAGCUCUUGGUCUAUUUGGUGCAGCAGGAAAGGGGUGACUUUGCUGCUGAAACGGCAGAGCUUUUUAUCUCCCACAGAGAAGAAUGGAUUCCUUUUUCAUUGUUUCUUACUUGCAGGUGAUGAUCUUGCUGCAACUUGCUGCCUGGGUUUACAGUGAGCUAGCUGCUGCAGUCCCGCUCGUUUCUUUAGAGGACACAGAUGACAGAAAUGCCGCCAUGGGAUCAGUGAAUUACCAUUUGGAUCUCACUGAACCCCUAACCUCUUGGUCGCCUGUGGUUUCGUUCUGUCUGCGGCGAUGGAUUGCUACCUCUGCUCCGUUUCUGUGUCGAGGAAAUGCACGAGUUGUCAAUCAGAAAGAAGUUCAAUUCUUCAAGCAAGAACUCCAGACUUGGCUUUCAAAUAACUACAUUGUGAUGAUGAAACAUGGUCAGUCCGCACCAUCGCGUCUGCAAGAUCACCUUCCAGUUUGCACCAUUAAUAUGCGUACACCAUGAUGGUUGGUGAGAAAUCUGACAAACAGUUAUGGCGUUGUGCUGUUGGAGCUGCUAACAGGUCGUGCACUUGUGCGACCAAUAUAACUGGGAGGCGAUCUCGUAGCAUAGGCCAAAAAAUUACAUCAGGGACAAUUCUCUGGGUCGACACUAAUCUGGAUUUGGAAGAUAAAGCCGCUGUCAAUCAUUCAGUUGUUGAAAAUUGCUCUGCUAUGUAGAGUAGUUACCUGCCGCCGUGUGAGAGACUGGCAUGUUGUACUUGUGUUAAGCGCGUCGAAAGAUAAAGAUAGGGCCUGGGCGAGCUCUGCAUCCUCAUCUGCUUCUGAUCAUUCUUCCAAGAAGGAUAGCUGAUGAUGUAUAUAUUUAUGUAAGUUCAGUUAGUUGUUCCCUUUACUUUGUUACUUAUGGUGGGGAUUAGGGGAGCCUGUGCUCAUUCUUUCUGUCAUUGUUUUGUAGCAAGAUAAAUACUAGUGACUGACUAGAGUGUCCUUGUGUAUGUUAGUCUCUGAUCUGAUGACGGAGCACC
Molecule: messenger RNA, 1019 nt
Organism: Triticum aestivum (bread wheat)
Lineage: Eukaryota; Viridiplantae; Streptophyta; Magnoliopsida; Poales; Poaceae
Exons: 6
Coding region: 86-496 (136 amino acids)
Source: RefSeq, a predicted model, not a curated record